Molecule: messenger RNA, 228 nt
Organism: Gaeumannomyces tritici R3-111a-1
Lineage: Eukaryota; Fungi; Ascomycota; Sordariomycetes; Magnaporthales; Magnaporthaceae
Exons: 1
Coding region: 1-228 (75 amino acids)
Source: RefSeq, a predicted model, not a curated record
AUGUUUACAGACUUCUCGAUUGACGACCAAGGCCAAGAAGGAGCCGGGGCCCUGGCUUCGUCGCCUCGGCGGCACCCGCAGCCACGUCAUUGGCCCGGAGUUGACGACACACCUUCGGUCCGUCGCCGCCGCAGCCUCGGCAUUCAUCCAGCACCUGGUUCGUCUAUUGGGAUGGAUGCGGAUCUGGCGACGAGGUUGGGCGAAUGGCUUACGACCAUCUGGGCCUAA